Messenger RNA from Neolamprologus brichardi, 1460 nucleotides. RefSeq names its product FtsJ RNA 2'-O-methyltransferase 1 (gene ftsj1). Gene Ontology annotation, molecular function: tRNA methyltransferase activity. Gene Ontology annotation, cellular component: cytoplasm. Gene Ontology annotation, biological process: cytoplasmic translation; tRNA methylation. Lineage: Eukaryota; Metazoa; Chordata; Actinopteri; Cichliformes; Cichlidae. The record is from RefSeq and is a predicted model, not a curated record.
GAAGAGGCGGAAGGACGAAAAGAAGAAAAGAAGAAGAGCCUUUUCACAGUCGACAACAGCAAAGCCCACGUGAAAAGGGGUCAUAGGUCAAUAUGGGUCGGUCCUCCAAAGACAAACGAGACAUUUACUAUCGACUGGCCAAAGAGGAGGGCUGGAGAGCGAGGAGCGCCUUCAAGCUGCUGCAGCUCGAUCAAGAGUUCAACUUGUUCACAGGUGUAAACAGAGCAGUGGAUCUCUGUGCAGCCCCUGGAAGUUGGAGUCAGGUUCUCAGCCGGAAACUCAGAGGGUGUGCGGAGAAAGUUGAAAAGGGUGAGAGCAGUGAGGAAGUGAAGAUUGUGGCAGUGGACCUCCAGGCCAUGGCUCCUCUGCCCGGAGUUACUCAAAUCCAGGGAGACAUCACCAAGGUGUCAACAGCUCAGGAAAUAAUUCGCCACUUUGAGGGUCAGCCGGCUGACCUGGUAGUGUGUGACGGAGCUCCAGAUGUAACUGGACUCCACGAUGUGGAUGAAUACAUCCAGGCUCAGCUCCUGUUAGCUGCUUUGAACAUUACCACACAUGUCCUGAAGCCUGGAGGAACGUUUGUGGCUAAGAUUUUCAGAGGUAAAGAUGUGACACUGCUGUACUCCCAGCUGAAGCUCUUCUUCGAUGGUGUGACCUGCACCAAGCCUCGCAGCAGCAGGAACUCCAGCAUCGAGGCCUUCGUGGUCUGUCAGAAUUACUCUCCUCCCAAAGGCUACAUCCCCAACAUGUCUAAUCCUCUGCUGGAUCACUCCUAUGAUGUGGAUUUUAACCAGUUAGAAGGUGCAAACCGUGUCAUUGUCCCAUUCCUGGCAUGUGGUGACCUCAGUGCCUUUGACUCUGACAGAACCUACCCUUUGCAGCUUGAUGCUGGUAAAGAGUACCAGUAUACGCCCCCUACUCAGCCACCCAUACGUCCCCCAUACCAGCAGGCCUGCCAUCUCCGCAAAAAGAACCUGCUGUCCAGAGAGGAUGCUCCAUCAGUCUGUCCCACCCAGAGCCAAGAUGAGCCAGAGCCAAACGCUGAAUCAACCUGAUCCAAAUCAGUUAUGUUCUUGGUGGUUUAAAGAAAAAAACAAACAAAAAACAAAAUUGGCCAACACCCGGAUACGGUGGAUAGUUACUAUUAAAAGAACUCUUUCCUGACAGAUGAGAAGAUGGCUAGCAGUUUAAUUUCUACAAGGCCUGUAGUGGUAUGUCUAUCAACAAAGACACAGGAGGCUGUGGAGAUGUAUGUUUUUAUUGGUUUGUAUUUUGAUGCAAAAUUCUUUGAAACAAAUGUUUUUAUCCAUUACUUUUAAAUUAAGAAAAAUGUUAUCUUAAGCCAAACCAAGCACAGUCAAUGUUAUGUUGUUUUUUCCAUGACUAAUAAUUGUUCAGUUGUCACACUAUAAUAAAAUUGUAUUAAAAAAAAGUGAAAUAAAAGCACUCACUAUGGUGAU